Messenger RNA from Arabidopsis lyrata subsp. lyrata, 1990 nucleotides. Its product is annotated as RING-H2 finger protein ATL52. NCBI's taxonomy places the organism in Eukaryota, Viridiplantae, Streptophyta, Magnoliopsida, Brassicales, Brassicaceae. The transcript is spliced from 2 exons. The record is from RefSeq and is a predicted model, not a curated record. Gene Ontology annotation, biological process: protein ubiquitination. Bases 354 to 1418 code for a protein of 354 amino acids. Gene Ontology annotation, molecular function: transferase activity.
UUUUGUACAUACAAAAGGCCAACAUGUUACGGCCAAAUCAUUCCGCUUCACGAAAAGUGAGACCAUCUAAAUACCUAAACAUACUAUAAUUCAGUUGUUAAUUUUAUUUAAAGAAAGUUAGUUGUAAAAUGAUGUUAAUACAUGUACAACAAUAUUAAUAAAAAUAUACAUAUCUUAAAGAAUUAAUCCCUUAUUAUAGAAGUCCAAAGAUAAUAAAACUCUUUGAUCACAAAGAGCCCAAAGAUAAGGAGAGAAAGAGAGAGUGACACUUCACCACACCAUCUCCUCUCUCUCUUCUUCUUCUUCUUUCUCUGCUUCUGCAACACAAAAACACCAUUGAGAAUCAAAUCAAAAUGGGAUCAAUGCCAAACCCUAAUCCAUGGUCACCAUACGAUUCCUCCUACAACGAUUGCUCUCAAGGAAUCUGCAACAUCUACUGUCCUCAAUGGUGUUACCUAAUCUUCCCUCCUCCUCCUCCUUCUUUCUUCCUCGACGACGACUCUUCCUCCUCCUCCUCCAGUUUCUCUCCUCUCCUCAUCGCUCUCAUCGGAAUCUUAACCAGUGCCUUCAUCCUCGUCAGCUACUACACUCUCAUCUCAAAGUACUGUCAUCGCCACCACCAAACCUCCUCUUCAGAGACUCUUAACCAUAACAGUGACGGUUUCUUCUCCUCCACGCAAAGAAUCUCUACGACUGGAGAUGGACUCAACGACUCUAUGAUUAAAUCAAUCACAGUUUAUAAAUACAAGAAAGGAGAUGGAUUCGUCGAUGGUUCUGAUUGCUCUGUUUGUUUGAGUGAAUUUGAAGAAAACGAGAGUUUGAGAUUGUUGCCGAAAUGUAAUCACGCGUUUCAUCUUCCUUGUAUUGAUACUUGGUUGAAAUCUCACUCUAAUUGUCCACUUUGCCGCGCUUUUGUCACCGGAGUUAAUAAUCCCACCGCCGCCGUCGGCGAGGCUGGUUCAGUUGUUGUAGCUAACCGAUCGAGUUCCGUUCAUCAAACCGGUUCGGUAUCCGAAAUCAAUAUGAAUUUGGCCGGUUACCAACACCAAACCGGUGAUUUUGAUUCAGUCGUUGUAAUUGAAGAUCUGGAAAUUGGUUCUCCGAAUAGUGACGGUAGAUCGGAAUUACUACCAGUGGAGGAGCGGCGGGACACUAAGGAUGAAGAUUCGCUGCCGAUUCGGAGAUCUGUAUCGUUGAACUCAGGUGUAGUGGGUGUUUCGAUUGCUGAUGUAUUGCGAGAGAUCGAAGACGAAGAAGAAGAAGAAUCCGGCGGUGUUGGAACUUCGCAGCGGCGAGAGGAAGGGGAAGAUGGCGGUGGGAAGACGCUUCCACCGACGGAGGCGAAUCAGAGAAGCGGCGGAGUGUCGAAUUUUCUGGUACGGAGUUUAUCGACGGGAAGAUUUAUUUUCUCGAGCUAAGCUUAAUGCUCGAAGAUCAAGGGAUAAUUAAAUGUGAACAUGUUGACCGAAUUCAUAUAUAGUCCAAAAAGAACAUGGUGACAGAAGAAAAGUUUGGAGCUAGAUCAGAAAAGGAAUCUUUUAUGCAUGCUAAGAAAAGUCUAAGAUUUUAGCAUCCCUCUAAAUAAUGAUCAUUGAGUUUCGAAUGGAGCAGAAGAAAGAACGAAGACCAUUGUGUACAGGUAUGGACCCAAUUCUGAUCAAAAUUAACCACUAGCUCGUAAGGAGCUUUUUCUUUUAAAAAUCUUACUGAUCCUUUUUGGGUUAUGAAUAUGUCUGAAAUAAUCUCUCUCGCAUAAACAGAGAUAAUUUAUCACACAACGUUUAAAAACAAGAAAAUCACACAAGAACAAAAAAAUCAUGAAUCUGAUUUUGUGGCUUGUAAUCUACUAUCCAAGUUGUAGAAUUUUGUUGCGUUUUGAGUGUUUAACGUUUUUGCGAGCGUUCUUCUAGAUUUUUGUUGUGUGUGAACUGCAUUUGUUUGUGUUUCUCUGACUUUGUCAAAGAAUGAAAGAACUGAUGCAAUGCUGAAA